This is a messenger RNA of Schistosoma mattheei, 985 nucleotides long. The record is from the annotation of a GenBank genome assembly. Lineage: Eukaryota; Metazoa; Platyhelminthes; Trematoda; Strigeidida; Schistosomatidae.
CUGAAGUAUACAGUUGGCGGGGUGAAUAACCUUGGAACCGGCCUUGCGUUUAGAGCUCACUUCAAUGUUGACGUUCGAACCAAUCAGUCGAAUAGCUGUUGUCAAAUGUUUGGGACCACGUUUAGUUUUGUUCUUUAAAACAUUUGCUUUAUUCUAUGUUCUUUAUCCGAAAUAUGAGUCGACUGUGGGUUAUUGUGUUUUUAAAUGCGCACCUAUUUUAUCACUUGUUGCGUUUGUUUAUAUGUAUGGGGUUAAGAUACCAAACAAUCAAGCCUAUUCUUUAAAAAUUUUCCUUGGUCUUCUAUUCUCUUGUCUAGGCGAUGCAUUUUUGGUAUGGCCUAGUCUUCUUAUUCCUGGCAUGGCUAUGUUUGCCAUUACACAUAUAUUAUACAUUUACGCAUUUGGUUUUCAACGUUUAAAACUAUCUAUAUUGUUCAUUUUACUGCCAAUACUUCUCUGUGUAUGUGUUUCUGUAAAAGAAGGACUAGACGGUAUCAAUACACUUGUUAUUCCAGCUUAUGGAUUAAUAUUAGUAAUUAUGGUAUGGCGUGCAUUAGCCCAAUUAACUAAACAUGAAUAUUCUAUACCAUGGACAUGUAUAGCUUCUGCCGUUGGUGGAUUACUAUUUGGUGUAUCUGAUACUAUAUUGGGAAUUUGUUUAUUCUCUAGUGAUAUAUCGUCAUUUAAAUGUAAUUUAAUUUUACCAACGUAUUAUGCUGGUCAGUUGUUGAUUUCUGUAUCUGUUGUUGAUAGUCAUUUAACAUCAAUAAAAACGAGUCCAUAUCAUGAAGAUAAAAAGCAGUUGUAGUUGCGUUCCUUUAUUAAAUAAAAAGCCUUUUCUUCCAUCACCUGUUUAUUUUCUCUACUUUUUGACACAUAUUUGUCUUCAUUACUUCUUUGUACUUUUUAGCUUGCUUAUUAUUUCACGAUGUGUUUAUAUUGUUGUUCAUAGUUGAUGAUAAAUAAAUAAACGCUUAUUUUUGCA